Molecule: messenger RNA, 605 nt
Organism: Abrus precatorius (Indian licorice)
Lineage: Eukaryota; Viridiplantae; Streptophyta; Magnoliopsida; Fabales; Fabaceae
Exons: 1
Coding region: 61-393 (110 amino acids)
Cellular component (GO): NatC complex
Source: RefSeq, a predicted model, not a curated record
UGAAACAGAGCAGCUACCGAAGCGAGCAAGUUGAAGAAGAAGAAGACAAAACAUACAUCGAUGGAUCAACCCGUUCCGACUGAAGCAGUGAACUCGGAUGAUUGUGGUGCAGUGAAUCAGGUGAGGAAGCUUCUAUUUCGGCGAAUGCUUGUGGGAAUCAAAGACGGAAGGUUCUUCUUGGGCUCCUUCUACUGCAUCGACAAGCAAGGUAACAUCAUUCUUCAGGACGCCAUCGAGUACCGCAGCACUCGCCAAUCUUCGCCUUCUCCGAUGGAACAGAGAUGCCUUGGCCUCAUUCUCAUUCCUUCUUCUUGCCGCACCUCUUGUCACGUCGAUUGCUCUAUCCAUGAACAACUCUCUCUCCUUUCCCUUCGCCAAACCUCACCGCCUUAAGGCUUAGGGUUUCGUUCCCUCUCUUUAGCAACCAAAAAUUAGUUCACGUUAUGUUACUCACAUUAACUAUUGCUUUGUUCCUCCUUUAAAUAUCAUGCUGUAUUGUGUCUUAUUGAGAUGCUGCAUUGGAUCUACCUUUCUUCUUUAGAAUAGACAUGGUGUGGUAUUUCAUGUACAACUUUAAAUUAAAGUGAUUUUCAGAGUUAAUAUAA